UCGGCUCGCAAUAUUUCAGGUUAUGUCUCGCGGGCUAUUGUCGUCGGGUUAUCUUUAUCUUUUGUUUAUAUGAUUUCUUGCUUUGACAGUUGACGCCACACAGGCACGAUAGACGCCCACUUAGACGCCAGUAGAUCAAAACAAAACUGUCGAGUUAUGUUGUUCAGUUGAUCGUGAACCAUGACGAUGUACGUAUCGGUCCACGAAUAUUAUCUGCUGCUCGUUUUACUGUUAAUACCAGUCUACCUGUUCUUUCGACUUUGGUCUUGGCUCGGUUGGCAAUUGUUUAUUAAUAAUUAAAACUACACAAUUAC
Trichogramma pretiosum is the source of this 314-nucleotide messenger RNA. RefSeq names its product phosphatidylinositol N-acetylglucosaminyltransferase subunit Y. The record is from RefSeq and is a predicted model, not a curated record. The transcript has 2 exons. The coding region runs from base 181 to 300 and encodes 39 amino acids. NCBI's taxonomy places the organism in Eukaryota, Metazoa, Arthropoda, Insecta, Hymenoptera, Trichogrammatidae.